AUCCAGCCAAGCUGACAUUCAAAUGUCAUCGUUAGAUUCUCUCUCGCUCGGUAGGCUCGGCAUCCGCACAGCAGUUUACCGGUGUUCGGCAGGCAGACAACGGAUACAAUCAUUCGAGUGCAGCGUGUGAAGAAAAGGUAGUCAUCAUGUCCGAUGAAGUUGCUAAAGCCCAGGCGGCUGAUGCGACCGUAGAGGAUACCAUCUUUGGGAAAAUCAUUCGCAAGGAGAUCCCGUGCAAUUUCAUCCACGAAGACGAUCGGUGUGUCGCCUUCCAUGAUAUCAGCGCUCAGGCUCCGGUGCACUUUUUGGUGAUACCUAAGAAACCGAUCCCACAGCUAUCGAAAGCGAAUGAGGAAGAUGAGGCAUUGCUCGGUCAUCUAAUGUUGGUGGCCAAGAAGGUUGCAGCCGAACAAGGCCUCGGAGAAGGUUUCCGUAUCGUGAUCAACGACGGAAAGAAUGGUGCCCAGUCCGUUUACCACUUGCAUUUGCAUGUCCUUGGCGGACGGCAGAUGAAGUGGCCACCAGGUUAAGAGUGAUUUAUGUACCAUUUUUGAAAAUUUCGGAUUAAAUUCAUACCGAAUCUUUUAAUAAAUAUGCUUUUCAUUCA
Molecule: messenger RNA, 607 nt
Organism: Aedes albopictus (Asian tiger mosquito)
Lineage: Eukaryota; Metazoa; Arthropoda; Insecta; Diptera; Culicidae
Gene: HINT1
Product: adenosine 5'-monophosphoramidase HINT1
Exons: 3
Coding region: 147-530 (127 amino acids)
Biological process (GO): purine ribonucleotide catabolic process
Cellular component (GO): nucleus; cytoplasm
Molecular function (GO): hydrolase activity
Source: RefSeq, a predicted model, not a curated record